AUGAAAUUUCUCCAUUGGACAUUCUGCUCCUUAGUAGUACAUUUUAAAGCUGUGGACUUGCCUUUUGUAGUUUAUAUUCUUCUAAAUCUCACCAUCAUUUCAUUUCUUCUGACAGAUGCCUUCAAUAUUUUUUCAUUGGACAGCGUCAACAAUUAUUACCGGAAAUACUCGGCCAAUCAGAAAGUAGGCUCUUUCCACUAUGUUCACAAAACUCCCUUUGGCAACUACUCCUUUGUCUGUGCGGAUGCCACUCUGACUCCAGGACCCAAGAGGCCAUACAAUUUCUUUGGUAUUCUCAACCAGACUCAAAUGGACUUGCUGGACACGUUCAGAGCUGAGAGUCUGAAAAGCAACCAGUCGAUCUGGUUUGGCCACUACACCACCUCCACUGUCGUCUCCCCGCCUCCAGGAGUUCGGGACAUGAUGAGAUCUGCAGUUGCAUAUCUGUGCGGCCACCUGCACACACUUGGCGGCCUGAUGCCCGUCCUCCACAGCCGACAUCCCCAGGGCGCCCUGGAGCUGGAGCUGGGUGACUGGAUGGACAACCGCAGGUACAGGGUUCUGGCCUUUGACCACGACCUGCUGAGCUUCUCCGACCUGAGGUUUGAGCAGUGGCCUGCCGUGCUCAUCACCAACCCCAAGGACGCACAGUAUGUGCAUCCCGGUGUGGAGCCGCUGGCUCGAAUACGAAGAUCAACACACAUCAGGAUCUUGGCCUUCUCCAAGGCCCCAAUCAAAGCGGUGCAUGUAAGCGUAGAUGGGAAACCUCUGGGGAAAGGCCACGCAGCUGGAGGGCCUCUCUAUGUUCUGCUGUGGGAUCCAUCUCUCUACCUCACUGGACUGCACACCAUCAGAGUUAAAGUGGAGGUCAGGGCUGCACAAGAAAUCCUUUUUUUAUUGUUAUGGCGAUAUUAACUGGCGCAAUAAACACAUCCUGAAAGGCUGCGACAUUUCUCAAAAGAC
This is a messenger RNA of Etheostoma cragini (Arkansas darter), 963 nucleotides long. Its product is annotated as transmembrane protein 62-like. The transcript is spliced from 7 exons. Lineage: Eukaryota; Metazoa; Chordata; Actinopteri; Perciformes; Percidae. The coding region runs from base 1 to 915 and encodes 304 amino acids. The record is from RefSeq and is a predicted model, not a curated record.